CGCCAACUGCCGGAUUGUAGACGCAGCCGUAUGCGAGUGCAGCUGUCCAAGUCGGGAACCGCUCUGUUCCCACUUGCUGGCUGUUGCUGUGUGGCAGCAGCAGCAGCAGCAGCAGCAACGGCAGCAGCAGCGGCACCAGCGGAACCUGCCGCUGCAUCGAGAGUUCAGCCUCCGGCUAGCGAUCAGCGCCUUCAUCAAGCAAGAGCUGCUAACCCUUGCAAGCGAAGCAUUUGUUCCUCUCAAGCCCUUAAGCUGCGAGAUGCUGCUGCAUGACUUGUGGUUGCGGCUGCUGCGCAGGUUCCCUCCAGCUGCUGCUGCUCGUGCUGCAGCAGCGCUUGCUGUGGGCCUGCUGAUGCGCUUUGCCCAGAAGGCCAAAGGCGCGUUGCCAGAUGUCCCCUCCACGGCGAGCUGCAAGCGAACAGAAGGACCGCAGGAAGACGAGACCGAUGACGAACAACGGCAGCAAAAGCAGAAAGAACAUCGGCAAGAACAACUAAACGGGCAAACGGAGACUGAGGGACAAAAGGACGACCAACAGAAGGAGCACAUGCAGCAACAGCAGGAGCAGCAAGAACAAGUAAACGAUGGUUCAGCAUCCACCGCUCCAAAUGGCCAAAGAAGCAGUAACAGCAGCAGCGACGGAGAAACUCCUGGGAGACAUUACACUUGCGUUGUUUCUCCUGAUAAAGCUAUGACCCGUCUCAUGCAGCAACUGCCGCUGCACCUGCAGCGUACAGACGCUCUUCCUGAAAGGCGGGAAAGCCUGCUUAAGUUUCUUUAUUCACUUGAGGCAGCGGUGUUCCCUGAAGCAGCCCCUUCUGCUGUGCACACGCUGCUGCAGUUGCUGCAGCGGGAGGAGGCUGCUGCUGCUGCUGCUGCCUUGGAAGAGGGGCUGCGCCUGAAAGGGACUGAAGGCAGUAGCUGUGACACUGCAGCGGACCACCCUUCUGCUGAUUUAUAUGUGCGCUUUGCCUCGUUGAUGCUACAAGCGGCAGCAGCAGGAGGAACCGCUACCGCCGCAGCAGCAGUGCCAGGUGCUUCCCCUCAGAUGAUCUACGAUAUGUGUGUCCACGUGGUGCGGCUGCAGUUCUCUGCUGCUGCUGCAUCUGCCUUGCAGCGCAGCAAGCCGUUGGCUGAUGCGGCAUCUCUAAGUCACUUCAUAGCAGAGGUGCGGCGGUGCUUGGGUGGUGCCCCCGGAGCCCACCACAGGCUCACACUAGAGGCGGGGGCGCCCAUCUCCCUGCCCCCUUUGUGGGGCGAGGAAUCCAUCUCUCCUGCUCUACAGGAUGUCUUGGUGUCCGAGUUGCAGCGGCAAGCUGAAGGCUGCAUCCACCUGGCGACAACACUGUGCAGUCCAUGGCAUCUCGCUGCAGCCCUUGCGCACAGCCAUACAAUGGGUCACAAGGAGCAGCACUCGCCACAGCAGCAGCAGCAGGAAGCAUUGAAACGGUGCUUGCAGCGACUGGUCUCCCAGCAGCAGCAGCAACUUCAGAGCGUCUCGACGUGGCAAGCUGCAGCGGCGGCCAUCGCAGAGGCUCCUGCGCUCGUCGAUUUGAAAACCUUUUUUAGAUGGGAAGACACCCUCGAGCCUUCUUUUGGGGACCUUGAAGCCUUCCUUUGCAGGCACGGCAGUGCGGCUUUCUUUUCAUCCACGAACAGCAGCAGCAGCAGCAGCAGCAGCAGCAGCAGUUUGUUUAGCCGGAGCAUCUUCGUGAGCAUCGAGGGGGGAAGCAUUGUGCGUGUCCCCAACCCGACACGGGAUACACCUCAGCAACUUCUGGAUGCUCUCAGCAGCAGGUGUGCUGCAGCUGCAGUCACAGCUCUUGCUGCCCUGCUGUGGCAGCCGCAGCUGCAGCCACAGUGCUGCAGCGGCAGGAGCGGCAACUGGGACGUGCACAGGGUGCCUCCUCAUAGCCCAGCCUCUCUGCAGAAGCAAGUGCGUAGCUACUUGCAGCGGCAGCAGUCCCAGGAGAAGCAGGUACAGCAGCAGCAGCAACAGCAACAACAGCAGCAGUCAUGGGGGGAUUUCUGCUGCAGAGUUCUUUCGGAAGCCCCUAAAGCCCUUGUAGACGCAUGCAUUGUUGUUCUGUUGGCACCGGUGGUGGAAGUUUUUGGCUCAGGAGUUUUAACUGCUGCCGCUGAGCGGUUUGCUUUUGUUGCAACAUUCUGCAACCAUCAGCGGUUGGAGGCGGCUGCGACAGCAGCUUCAGCCACAAACAGCAACAGCAGCUCCCAGGCCGACGACUUUCUCCUCCUGCUGCUGCAAAGUCGCGCAGCCUUUAGGCCUCUGUCUUCCCACUUGCAAGAGGCGCUGCAGCGGUGCAUGCAUCUGCUGCUUCCUCAGCAAGAGGCACUGGCUGCCAUGGAGACCCUGCAGAAGCAGCAGGGGAGGGCAGCAAACCAGCACAGACACAACCAGCAACCGCCAGCUGGCAGCCCUUCUGCAGCGGAGCAGCGGCAGCCUGCAGGCACACAACUCGCAGCCGCUGAAGUGGCCCCUACAACAACAGCAGCAGCAGCGGCAAUCACAACAGCAACAGGAGCAGCAGACGCAGUAGCAGCGGCAACAGCAAAUAGCACGGGCCUGGUCUUUGAAGACGGUGACACCGUUUUGCUGCUGCCUCGCCGCCAAGUCAGAGCUCCAGUUGACCAUCCCAAGCCCGAAGGAAAAGGCGAAGUUUGCACAGUUACUCAUGGAACAGUUCCUGCAGCAGUUCCUGCAGCAGUUCCUGCAGCAGUUCCUGCAGCAGUUCCUGCAGCAGUUCCUGCACUAGCUGCUGCAGGAGGUGCUGCAUCAGCAGGUCACGGUGCUGCUGGUGAAUACUCUGCAGUGGCAGCGGACAAAGCAACCGGCUCUGCGGUGGAUCUGUGGGGCGAUGAAAGCCCUGAGGCAUUUCUGCUUCGGCUACGGACUGAGGAGUUUGGAGUAGGUCUUGGCAGUAGCACCGGUGCUGCAUCACGGGGUACUACCGCUGGUAGUGCUGCUGCUGUAUCUGCUGCAAAGGAGACCCUUGUUGACGCUGUUAUGCGGCGGCAGCGAGAGCGCCUUACUCGAGCCCUGAGCCGCCUUGCGGGGGACUUGUACUCUUCGGACGGUCAUCUACAGCUAGAGCUGCUGCAGAACGCAGACGACAAUGUGUAUAUAUUACCGUUGCCGCUACCUCCUGCUGCGCUGCAGAUGCAGCCACAGCAGCACCAAAACCUUCUGCUCCAAAUACCAGCCCUGACAACCCCCUCUUUGCACUUUGAGCUCCUGCAAGAAGGACUUGCCGUCUUUAAUAAUGAAAGAGGUUUCACUCCAGCAGACGUGCGGGCCCUGUGUGACGUCGCGCGCAGCACCAAAGACCCUAAACUGCAGCAGCAGCAGCCGAACCAGCAGGAUCAGAAGGAACGGCAAGACCAGCAGAAGAAGGUCCGACGCAUAGGCAGGUUCGGUGUGGGCUUUAAGUCGGUGUUUAGCCUCUCAGAUGAACCGCAUAUUGUUUCCUGCACCGGCGUAGCGUUGAAGUUUUCCGCGAAAGACAGCAGCGGCCUCGGCUUUGUGCUCCCCCAUCCUCUGCCAUCACGGGAGUGGAGCAGAUUCUUCCCGGUAGAGGCCGUCGAGGGGGCCCUCCUUGCGGCGCAGGACCCGCGCGCCGUAACACAGACAGGCACAAGCAGAAGCUUCGGUAGCAGCAACAGCUACAGCUGCUGCUGCUCCAUCUUGUCGCCACCUAGCCAGGAUGCAUCAGCAGCAACAGCACCGUCGGCAAGUGUAACUCCAGCUGAAGCGGCUUUACGUAUAUGGCGGACAAUGAUUUGGCUGCCUGUAAGACCAGCGCUGAAAGGGCGGUGGGUGGAGGACGGAGGAAGUCUCGCGAAUCGUCUGUCUACGGUAGAGCCUCACUGUAUCCUUUUUCUACGCAAGGUUCGGAGAGUCUCCUGCCGCAGUCAGCCUAGCAGGAGCUGCUUCUUACUUCUUAAACACACCUUUCCAUGCAUUGAUGCCGCAGUCUUCCAGCAGAAGCAGAAACAGCAAGAGCAGCAGCAGAAGCUGCAGCAGCACGUGUACAAUUUGCCGAGCUGCGCUCAGCACGUUGUUCUGACCAUUUGCUGCCGUCCUCUGGUGUCGCCGGCUUCGGUGUGCGACCGUUGGGGCAACUGCAGAGGAGGCAACUGUGUGUGGCAGCAGCAGAAGCAGCACUGGUUGCUCGUACAGCACACGCCGGUGGGAUCUGCCCCCGUUGCCGGCCCCACAGAUGAGCCUCUUGUAGUGGCAUUGGCCCUUACACCGGAAGGGUAUGCUGCACCGACUCCGGCAGCAGCACGUGCGCCUGCUGCAGCAGCAGCCCCUCCAGAUCCAGGCAGCAACAACGGCAGCAGUAGUACUAAUAGUAAUGAUGGGAGCAGCGCACCUAGCAAAGGUUGGCCAUUGCACUGCUUCCUGCCAGUGAGGGGCUUUGGGUUGCCAUUUAUUCUUCAGGGUGCCUUUAGCUUGACCGCUUCCCGCGAAGAUUUGAGGUGCGGAGACAGUUGGAAUUCGUGGCUCCUGCAACACCUACCUGCUGCACUGUGCACUGCCCUCUCUGUGUGCAAGUCAGCCCACCCACAACUCCAGGAGUCGCUGCUGCUGUUCGCUCCGCUUCUGCUUGCUGGUGAGGCUGCUGGAGGAUCCGCAGGAAUGAUUGAGGAAGCUGCAACUGCUGCGCUAGCUGCUGUGAAGCAGAUGGAGUGUUUGCUGUGUGUAAACCCCUGUCCGGAGGAGGAGGAGGAGCAGCGGGAACAGCAAAAGCAGCAGCAAAAGCAGCAGCAGCAGCAGCAGCAAAGAGCACAAAAUUCCGCUCAGGACUUCGUAUGGUGCUGCCCGACGCGCGCAGUACUACCUUGCAGAGCAGUGGCGGAUAGUGCCUCCGGGUCCUUUGCUGCUGUGUCUAUGUGCCGCUCGAGCAACAGCAACUGCGGGGAUAGUAACAGCAACAGCGGUACCUGGAGCGGUAAAGCGGAGUGUCCAGUUCCGCCUUGGCUGCUUCACAGGGCUUUGGGCCUGGUGUACGUACACGAGAGAGUGCUGAAGCAUCUUCAGCCACCCGCCCUCCGUUUACUGGGGGUACGGGACUUGACUCCAUGGGAUGUCGUGGAAAUCCUGCGGUGUCUCGUAAGGCUGCAGCAAGAAGGUUUGGGUAAGCAGCAACAACCGCAACAGCAACAACAGCUUAACCAGAUACUGCAGCCUCAGGGAAUCGGUCGACUGCUCCUGCUGCUCGAGAGUGUCUGCAUGCAGAAGCAGCAGUCCGUACAGCAGCGGGCUGCCCUGGGGGCUCUCAGAAACCUUCCCUUCUUACCUACCCUUUGCGGACGCUUGGUAGCAGCGGACGACGCGGAGGUUACGUUGUGCCUCCCGCCGCAUGCAGCUGCGACUGAAGAAGUAGCAGAAGCAGCAGGAGGAGCAACAGCAACAGAAGCCCCUGGCGUCUCACAGCUUGCAGGUGUAGACUGCUUGAGUGGCGAAGCGAGUGCAGGGCUCACUGAUAGCUUCUCCGGGAGCCCGCUUGUGGCGUACGUUCACCCUGGCGUCUUGGAGCCCUGGCUUGCUGCAGCAGCAAUCCCGCAGCAGCAGCAGCAGCUUAAGCAGGAGGAGGAGCCUCAGCAGCAGUUGAUUCCAGAAGUAGAGGAGCAGCAGCUGGCCGGAGAUCGCCCGGUGCAGCGAUCUCGCGUCGUGCGGUGUCUGCGGAGCUUGGGUGUAGAUUACCUGCGGCCGCAGCAGGUGCUGCAACAACGUCUGUUGCCCUUGCUGGACCAUCCUAGGCUGUGUGAUGCAGCAACAGAAAGUCAGCUGGUGGGCUAUCUCUUCUUCCUCGUUUUUCACUGUCGCACACUCGCAACCGCAAUCCAUACGGACGGUGGUCUCUCUAGGAAGCAGAUCCUGCGCCUGCCUGUCUGCACCGCUAGGGGAACGAGGGUGGCUUUGGGGUCCGCGGCGCUGCGGUGUCUUGGGGUGGCGAAGGUAGCUAGCACACAGCAGGAACUGCAGCAGCACGAGCAGCACCAGGAGAUGCUGCUCCAGCUCUACAGACACCUGCUGCCAGACUGCGUGUUCCUUUCAAGUGCUUACGACCGUGUUGUGUCCCUUCCCACCUGGGCAGACUUCUGCGAACUCAUUGGGCUUAAACGCCUGCUGCACGUCUCCUCGGUUGUGUACUGGAUACACAUGGAAGAUGAACCGCCGGCGCCACAGCGGCAGCAGAUGCACCAGGAGCAGCAGCAACGUGACGUUGGCUCUGCACGUAUCGAGCUGAGUGCGGUUGACGGGUUUCCUGUAGAAGAAGAAGGCAGCGGCAGCAGCAUGAAGGAGGAGUUGUUGCAGCGGUUAUCCCGUCGGUGGGGGAAGCCGCAGCUGCAACGGCUCCAUGCGGAGCUGCUGCAAAUGCAGGAUAUUGUGAACGCGUCGCGGGCCCCCGCACCAUCUCCCGUCUGCUCAGGUGUCUCCUUGCUGGUAGAGGACUUCAUCUGUCUCGACUUCGAGCGAUUGGUUACCGCCGCUGCUGCUGCUCCCUCCGGCAUCAAUAGCAGCAACAGCAGCAGCACUAGCAGCGCACAGGCCUUCCACUCGCAAACUAUGGUACGGCUGCCGCCGCAGCUGCUGCGGGCGAUAACGCGGGAGCUACACCAGGCUGAACAUCUUUCCCUCCGUCUUUUUGUUGGGGUUUUGGCGGAGGCGCAGCAGCGGUGGCAGCACUGCGAGCGUCUGCGGUGGCGGAUCGGAGCACGCGCGGCAGGAGCAACAGCAACAGCAAAAGCAGGAGUAGCGGCAGGAGACGUGCCGGCCACACCACAGCAGCAGGACCAGCAACGGCACGAGAGCAUCCCUCGUACCAAUCAGUGGACAGCAGCCACCGCAGGGCUGCAGUCGGCAGCAGUCCCACUGGCUGGAGGAGGUGCAGCCUCCUCCCUGUUGGUGCAGCUGCGCAGCAGUGCGUGGCUUCCGGCUGUUGCAUGCGACGCCCUGUCUGUCGCUGGUGCCGCAGCAGCACAAGGCUGGCAGGCUCAGGAGCAGGGACAACAGCAGCAACUCCAGCUCUUCGAACUGGACUGCGUAGGAGAUCAAAGCCUCCUCGAUAGCAGCAGUUCCAGCAGCACCGAUAGCGAAGAGGAAGCUGCAAUAGCCGUGCCGUCUAGAGGACGCAGCACCAGCAGCACAAACAGCAUGGGCUGCAGGGCCAGAAGCAAAAAGCGGUGUCUGCAUCUGGUGGACGACUUCGGAAGCAAGAACAACAGCGACAGUAGGAAGAGCAGCAACAACAGCAGCCCAUGCGAGUCUUCAGCAAGAGUUUCCGCACGUUACAACAGCGGACUAGCUAGCGCGGUGCCUGGCAGCAGUUGUGUCAGAUGUACAGGGGGCAGUAGCUGCGGUAUCAACAGCACCGGCAACAGCAACAGCAGCAAUAACAGCAGCAGCAAUAUCCAUGGCGUUCAAUGGCGCUGGCGGUUCGUGGGCCUGCGAAGGCCGCAAGAACUGGCAGCACCCAGAAGCGAGUGUGUUAAGGUGUACGGACGGCUGGUAGAAUACUUUCACCCUCUGGCGGAGCGUUUGCUGCAGGAACACCAACACCAGCACCACCAGCAGCAGCAGCACCUUGAGGGGGAGGUUCAGCCGCGGUUGCACAGUAACAGCAGCAGGAGCAGCACGGCUCUUGACGAUCUGGCUUACACGGGAAGCUGCCUUUCCGCCCUGGAGAUUGGCAUGCCGCUUCUAGCUGCGCAUGAUGGUGUUGCAGCAGCACCAGUGGCGUGUGAAGGCCUUGGAAAGACCUUCACAUGGAUGUGGGAGAGGGGGAGCUUGUCGCGUGCGGCACAGUGGUUGGAGGAACACCCAACAGCCACCAAGGCGACAAGACCUGGAGGAAUAGCUAGAGCAACACCGGAGGGUGCAUGCAGUGGGGAGGAACCAGAAGGCCUCCACCUAGUGCCGAAUGAGAAGACAGCCGCGAACGUCCUCCUGUCCCUUUCGUCUCACUUGAAGCACCUAGGAAGCACACUGGCAACUACUCUGCCCGAAACACCAGGGUCUUCACCGGCUACAGGCUGCAUCAGCAACAGCGGCAUCGCCGAUGGCAGCAGCAGCAGCAGCAGCAGCCACAACAGCCAUGGCAGCACCACUAACUACGUAGCGGAUGGCAGUGUAGCAGGUGGAACACGUUCCAGCACAGGCGCGCCUAUUUGCCUUGCGGCUUGCUUCUUAGCGGCGGCGGAUGCGACUUGUAGGGAAGGCCGCUGUUGUUGCCAAAGUAGCAGCAGCAGCAGCAACUGUAGCCGAAAGCCCACCAGCUGCGGCUGCCUAUAUCAGCACGUCGGGGGGCGUUGUAUCUCCCUAUUUUGCUGCUGCUGCAAUGCAGUAGUCGGGGAUAUGUUUCGUUUGCUGCAGUACCUCGCCCACAGCCGGCACCCUGUAGAAGCUACCGCAAUAGCAGGAGCAGCAGCCGGUCGCCCUGCGACAGCAGCCGCAACGCAGCAGCCCAGCCACUGGGCUGCCCAGGGCUCCAAAGGGUUUGUGCUGCUUCCGCAGCCAGCAUCCUGCGCCAGCUCGCCAAGGAAUUUAGAGCCUCCUCCCCUUGCUGCUGCUACUGCAGCGGUUACUCUUGGCCGCUGCAUCUGCUUUAGAACCCCUUCUGAGUCUGUCUUCCGCCUUCCUCUAGGGGCCCCACUUGCCGCCUUUCCCAUGUGCUGGCCUUUAGGGGACCUCGCGCUGUUGCUUGACCGACAACAUGCCCAGCUGAGGCAGUCUCGUCCCACGGACCUGCCGCUGUCCCCGGAGGAGCUGCAGCUGUAUGAACACGAGCAGCAACAGCAGCGGCUUGCGGAGCUGGAAGCACUUUUGAUGGACGACCUGAGCGUAGCAGAGUACCCGUCUCUGCAGGAGUGUCUCCUGGCUCUGACGUGGGUGGCAGACACUGCAGGAGUUCUGGAGGGAGAUGAUAGAAGGGGAGCAACGGUGCCUGCAGCGGCAUCAGCAACAGCAGCCUCAGGACUAUCAGUUGCCACUUAUCAACAGCACAUGACGCAUGCUUUGCCUGGAAGGCCCAGAAAAUUGCGUCGUUACGCAGCUGCAGAACACGACACCUCGUGCCCACUGUUGCCCCCUUCUACUCUUCGGUACUCAGAUGCAGUAACAGGAGCAACAACAGCAGCAGCAACAGCAGCAGCGUGCCCUUUGAAAUCCAUCCACAGCGGGAUGCUGCUGCCCGUCGUUGCGCUGCUGCUGCACCUCGACCAACAGUGCAGCAGCAGCCACCUCAGUCUGCAUUCGGUAGUUAGAGGUCUUCCGGUGGUCCCGUGUUUUCAGCUGUGCGUCCCCUCCAGUAGAGUUCGUUCAGCUGAUGCGGUUGACGUGCUACAGCUGCGGUUGCUCCCGGCGGGUAGCCCCAUGUGGUUGCGUCUCACAGCACUCGACGGCAAGCUAUGGGACUUGCUGCAGGCGGGUGCGGCGGAAGCAGCAGCAGUAGCAGCAGCAGGACGGUGCAGCGUGCAGCAAGGGGACAGCGGGACCUUCUGGCCUGCUGAAAGCGGUCGAGAUAGGGGAGGGACGGGGGCCGGUGCACCGGAGGUAUUGUGCUAUCCUCCAGUAGUUUGGUGUUGUGGGGCUGCAUGCAACUGGGGAGAGCUAGCGGUCUCCGGAGCACUGCGUGACUGCACCACAGACGGAGCAAAUAGCCUGUGUGCUUCGUGCCAAGCAUUGAUGGGUCGGCGGCUGCUUCAGGAGGGCUUGCAGGGGCGGCAACCUGUGCAACAGGCCUGGCAGAAGCUGCUGCAACAGCAGCUGGGCGUGGGGCCCCUCAGCUCCGCCUGCUCGACACAGCUCACCGCUGCCCCUCUGGUAUCUCUUCUGGGAGCAGGAUCGUCUUUGCAGACGAUCCCGCUCAGGACCGCUUAUCCUGACUCCACACAGCUCGCACAGGGGCUGGCCCUCGGAGGCUUGAGACAGCGUUUGCUGCUGUUGCUGCUGCCAGCUGCCCGCCGCUUCCUCCUCCACAGAGACGCACACCGGUAUCUCUUACUGCAGCGUCACUGGCUAACGGGGCGUCAUCAGCAGCAGCAGGAUAUGAGAUCGGGGGAGGCGCCUAAAAGCCGGCAGAGGCCGUGCUGGCUGCAGCAACUUCAGCGUGUGUCGCUGCUCCUGUGCAAAGAUCUCCGCAGCAGAGUCUGCUGCAUCGAGACGGGGGCAGUGGGGCCUUGGAACUCGUGUGCUGCUUCUUUGCAGUGGGAAAACGUCCUUGAAGGAGACGAUGAGCUGCCGGCCAGUGCCAGCAGCAGCAGCAGCAGUGCCAGCAGCAGCAGCAGUAGUGCCAGCAGCAGCAGCAGCAGUGCCAGCAGCAGCAGCAGUGCCAGCAGCAGCAGCAGUGCCAGCAGCAGCAGCAGUGCCAGCAGCAGCAGCAGUGCCAGCAGCAGCAGCAAUACCGCAAGCAGCCCCUACAGCCUCAACGGCUCCAGCGAGCAGAAUAGGUGGGAGAUAGAGGAGACAAAUGCUGUAUCCUCUCCCCUUUUGCUGGCGUGGGACACAGGAGAUGACUCUCUGAGUGCUGCGCUUGUGCAGCUAGAAGCAGCGGAGUGCAGCAGCAGCGGCAACAGGAGCAGCACCGACCAAAUCAGGACGUUGUUUGCUGCAGCGCAUGCAGGCGAGUUGCAGGACCUGCUGUUGCCAUCGUUUCCUGGGGAGCUCUUCAACGAGAUCUCUCGGCUAUUUUCGUUGAAAGGGGGAAAAGAUAUACAACUUGCAUCUUUUUUGCUGCUGCUCUAUUCACGUUUGCAGCACAAGCUACUGCAGUGGCUCAUGCGGCCGCCGGAGGGCGGUGUGCUGAAUUGGCUGCACAGGCUGCAGCGCAACAGAAGCAGCUUCUGCUGCCGACUGUCAACUGCAGCAACAGCAGCAAUUGUGGGUGCAGCAUUCGAGGACUGCCUCAAGGCUGAGGGCCUCUGGGCUGGGCCUCUUGACACUGCCGAGUUUCAGCACCGCUGUAUUGGUUUGCGGGAGGGUGUACCGGUUGGCAGCAACAGCAGCGUUGGUAGCAACCACGCUGCUGAUGGUAAUGAUGGGCUUACAGACAAUACAACGUCGAAUACCGCUGAACUGCUCCUGCUGCUGAAAGAGGAAACAGCUGCAGCACGGGAGCGGCUGGGCAGCCUGACGAAGAGUACCGAGGGGCCUAUGUGGCUGCUUUGCGACGCCUGGUUCGUACUUAUUGCAGCUGGAGAUGCAUCAGAUACAGACCCUGCAGCUGUCGCCCAGGACACGGCUGCAUUAGUUGCAACAGAUGAGACACCAGUUGAAAUCGAAGAGGCAGCAGAUGCAACGGGAGAGACAGCAGUAAUAGCAGCAACAACAAGAGAUGCUAGCACAAUUCAAGAUGAGAAGAGCUCGCUAGAGGAGGACAACGAGGCCACAAGGGACGCCCACACCCCCGCCGGCACUUCCGUGAGCAAGGGGGGCGACGACAAAGAGCAGAAGCGCACUACAGCGAGUGCCCGCAUCAGCGGCAGCAGCAGCAGCGACAGCAGCAGCGACAGCAGCAGUGAUGUGGAGGAGUUGUCUGCUGAGGCGUUUGGAUGGGAGGAGGGUGCAGAUGAUGCGGCCUCAGGCACGGCUGAACACUCUCCGUGGAGGUCUCCUACUAGAGGCGAGGCAGCCCAGGAGGGGGGAUUAUUUGGGGCCCUGCACAGGUCUGGCGAAGACCCCAGGGCGGCGGAGGCUCCUUCCGCCUGGAGUUCCGCAGGAAAGCAGGGACAGGGAGAUGGACAGGGUACAUGGUCAGGCAGCCAAGAGGCCUUCAGCAAGGAACCCCUCGUGUCCCUCGGCGACUUCGAUGCACAGGCCGUCGAGUUGUGCGCAGAAGACAGAGAAGCUACAGCUCCAUUCGAGGCGUCCACUGGGGGGGGAAGGAACUCUGCGGCUGCAGCUCGCAGGGGGGAAGCUCUAGUUUAUAGGUACCUGCAGCGGCUGCUAGAGCAACAGCUGAAGGACAAGACCGCUCAGGUUCUGUGGCUGAAUGAAGAGCAGGAGAGCGGGCAGAGCUAUGACAUUCUGGUGAAAGAGUUCCCGCCUGUUGGCACUUCUGCGCCCCCGCGAUUGACAUUUGUUGAAGUGAAGAGCAGCACAACUCGGCACAAGAGCUACUUUGAGGUGUCACAUAGGGAGUGGAACCUGGCGCAGCAGCACGUGAGUCCUUGA
Molecule: messenger RNA, 12199 nt
Organism: Eimeria maxima
Lineage: Eukaryota; Apicomplexa; Conoidasida; Eucoccidiorida; Eimeriidae
Product: SWIM zinc finger domain-containing protein, putative
Exons: 3
Molecular function (GO): zinc ion binding
Source: RefSeq, a predicted model, not a curated record